GUUCUCUCUCUUUCUCUCUAUUUCGAUCGCGGAAAUCCGUAGAGAGACUUACGCGAAGAUUGGCGACGCGAUCAGAAUAAGGCAGAUCUGGUACUUUCAAUUCUUGUUCCGGCCGAUCGAUCCAUAUGCUUUUGAAUCAAAGAAUUGGCAUCAGUUUUCUGUUUUUCCGAGUUGCUGAUAAAUCGAAGACUUAUUUGAAACAUUGUUGAAAUUUCGAAUUGGGGAGACGAGGAUUGUGAAGAAAACCAGAGGAAGAAAAGAUUUCCAUCUCGUCUGAGAUUAGUGCAACCAUGAAUUCGAGGAGGGACUAUCGUGGUAGCAGAGCUGCUCUUUUUGCUGGCAUUGAAGAAGGUGGUAUCCGAGCUUCACAUUACUCAUCUCAUGAAAUUUCUGAGCAUGAUAACGAUCUAGCUAUUGAAGGACUGCAAGAUAGAGUCAGCAUUUUGAAGAGACUGACAGGUGAUAUCCAUGAAGAGGUUGAGAGUCACAACAGACUGCUUGAUCGCAUGGGCAAUGACAUGGAUUCAUCAAGGGGAGUUCUUUCUGGAACUGUGGAUCGCUUCAAGAUGGUUUUCCAGACCAAAUCUGGGCGUCGAACAGUGACCCUCGUCGCAUCCUUUGUAGCUCUCUUCUUAUUCAUCUAUUUCCUCACCAAGUAGCUGCCAGCGUCUUCCAUUGGAUGUUUUGAAUGGUUAUGUAAUCGACAAAUGUGUCGUCGCCUCUACAAACAUAUCAAAUGUACAAGAUCUGCGUGGAUGGAUAACUGUUCACGGAGUGCGUAUGGUUUACUGCUCUUGUUUUCAUCUUCGAUUGUGCAUCCUCCUGUGUGGAUUAUGAUACGAUAUUAUCAAUAGAAUAACUGAUACUUCUGGAUAUUA
Messenger RNA from Zingiber officinale, 878 nucleotides. Its product is annotated as bet1-like SNARE 1-1. The record is from RefSeq and is a predicted model, not a curated record. Lineage: Eukaryota; Viridiplantae; Streptophyta; Magnoliopsida; Zingiberales; Zingiberaceae. Bases 291 to 659 code for a protein of 122 amino acids. The transcript is spliced from 6 exons.